Molecule: messenger RNA, 1685 nt
Organism: Lampris incognitus (smalleye Pacific opah)
Lineage: Eukaryota; Metazoa; Chordata; Actinopteri; Lampriformes; Lampridae
Gene: slc35f3b
Product: solute carrier family 35 member F3b
Exons: 11
Coding region: 1-1599 (532 amino acids)
Cellular component (GO): membrane
Source: RefSeq, a predicted model, not a curated record
AUGUACGGAGACGGAGAGGGCGCGAUGUGGGACCGGGUCGGGCGGCCCCGGCGGGACUGUAUGUGCUACCUUGGACCCCCGACUAGUCUGAUGCCAAACGGGAUGCGCAAGUCCCCCGACGUGAGCCCCAGGAGGCUGUCGGACAUCAGCCCUCAACUCAGACAGCUGAAAUACCUGGUGGUGGACGAGUCCAUCAAGGAGGACCUGAAGUCGUCCCGUUCGGUUGAGGACAUCAACAGCGCGUCCAUAGAGGAGCGGAUACUGCGAAUCACCGGUUAUUACGGGUACCAGCCCUGGAACGCAGUCUACAACAGUAAUGAGAGGGGGAGUGUGUGUGUACCCCAACACUCUGUAGGGAGCCCGCACGUCCUCGAGAGACCUCCCGGAGAAGACAGCACCAGGGAGAAUGUGGUGGGCACGGCAGAUGGACAGACAGACGCGAGCGUGGCCGGGACAGAGUCCGGGCCCGGCAGGCGGAGGCUGCACUGCUGCAUCCGACUUACCACCGUGCAUGUGCGGAAGGCCCUGUGGGGCGUGGCGAUGGUGAUGUGUGUGUGCUCGUCCUGGGCAGGCUCCACCCAGCUGGCCAAACUCACCUUUAAGCAGUUUGAUGCGCCCUUUACCCUUACCUGGUUCGCUACCACCUGGAACUGCCUCUUCUUCCCCCUUUACUACAUUGGCCACCUGUGCAAGAGCCCAGAGAGACAAACCCCCAGGCAGAGAUUCAGGGAGUGCUGCCGGUUCUUCGGGGACGACGGGCUGACGCCCAAGGUCUUCUUCACCAAGAUCGCCCCCUUUGGCCUGCUGUGGAUCCUCACCAACUACCUGUACCUGCAGGCCCUCAGGAAGAUCAACACAACAGACGUGUCGGCGCUCUUCUGUUGUAACAAGGCCUUCGUCUUCCUGCUCUCGUGGAUCGUUCUCAGAGACCGCUUCAUGGGGGUCAGGAUAGUGGCAGCUAUCUUGGCCAUAGCGGGCAUUGUGAUGAUGACCUAUGCUGAUGGAUUCCACAGCCACUCCGUCAUCGGCAUCACUUUGGUCGUCGCCUCCGCUUCGAUGUCAGCGCUCUACAAGGUGCUGUUCAAGAUGGUCCUGGGCAGUGCCAAAUUUGGAGAGGCUGCACUCUUUCUGACCGUUGUCGGGAGUGCCAACUUUGUCUUAAUCAGCUUUGUGCCAGUCAUCCUGUAUUUCACACACGUGGAAUACAUCGGCUCCCUGGAGGACGUACCCUGGGCCUACCUCUGCGGGGUUGCAGGCCUGCUUCUUGCUUUCAACGUCCUGGUGAACUUUGGCAUUGCAAUCACCUACCCCACACUAAUCUCCCUGGGCAUCGUCCUGAGUGUCCCUGUUAAUGCCAUGGUGGACCUGUACACCUGUGAGAUCAACUUCAACACGGUGCGCCUCAUCGCCGUGUUCAUCAUAUGCCUGGGCUUCCUCAUGUUGCUGCUCCCGGAAGACUGGGACCAGUGUAUCAUCCAGCUCAGCACCAAGCUUCGGAAGCGGGACGACCCAGCAGAGGACAACGGGGAGCCGGGAGCCACCACGGGACUCAACUGGAGCCGGAGAGCCCGCACCUCCAUGUCCACCUUUGCACACUGACUUCGUGAAACCUGCACACGCAAAGCUGAUGUCCACGCCCGCACACUUAACCACCGCUUUGAGUACCGCGGCCUGCAUGGCCGCCC